AUGCUGCUUGGAUACGCUGACGCCAUCGACAUCAUUGGUAUCGAUCGUCGUUCAGUGGAGGAGGCGUUCGUACCUUUCAAGCGGGAAGCUGCGAAGAUCGGACUGACCAUCAACACUGCCAAGACCAAGUAUCUGGUUGCUGGCAGAGCGCGUGGCAGUGCAGUCCAGGCCAAGAUUCUGUACGAACAGAUGCCGGUGAUUUACAUCUACGUAAUUAACUCCACCGCCAGCAAGGAUCCGAGGCUGUACGAGUGUCCGAUCAACCGCAUACCGCAGCGAACCGACAAGAAGUUCGUCGGUUCCAUCGACUGCGAGACGGACUCUAGCCCGCGGCACUGGACAUUGCGCGGUGUGACACUGCUCUGUGAUAUCAAAUAA
Messenger RNA from Culex pipiens pallens (northern house mosquito), 378 nucleotides. It is a transcript of the gene Dhc1, whose product is annotated as dynein axonemal heavy chain 8. Gene Ontology annotation, cellular component: dynein complex. The transcript has 2 exons. Gene Ontology annotation, molecular function: dynein light intermediate chain binding; dynein intermediate chain binding; minus-end-directed microtubule motor activity. The record is from RefSeq and is a predicted model, not a curated record. The coding region runs from base 1 to 378 and encodes 125 amino acids. Gene Ontology annotation, biological process: microtubule-based movement. NCBI's taxonomy places the organism in Eukaryota, Metazoa, Arthropoda, Insecta, Diptera, Culicidae.